This is a messenger RNA of Meloidogyne enterolobii, 618 nucleotides long. Lineage: Eukaryota; Metazoa; Nematoda; Chromadorea; Rhabditida; Meloidogynidae. The record is from the annotation of a GenBank genome assembly.
AUGCCAGAAACAUAUAAAAUUAUUAAACCAGAUUCUUUAAUUUUUGAAUUUACUUUAAAUGAUCGACUUUUGAAAAAGUGGAAAAUGGCUAUAAAUGAAUCUAUUCCGUUGUUUUUACAUAAUUCUGAAUCUGUUGAAAAUGGAAAUUUUUAUGUUUGUUUGGAGAAAACAGUGAACAAAAAACAAAGUAAUUAUAUUCUGGAAUUUCCAAUUAUCCCAAAAAAUCUGGAAGAAAUGAUUAUUAGUCGAUGUUGGUUAGAACAGCUUCUUGUUUGUACUUUUGAACGUGCCUGGUUUGAAAAAAUUAUUUUUAAUCCACAAAUGAUUAAUUUAUUAUCUGAUGACAACAACAAAAUUCCAAUUAAAUUUAACAUUCAAAACCCCUUUUUAUCGGCUAGCAAUAAUUCUUUUGAAAAUUUUUUGGAAUUUUCUUUGAAUUAUUUGACAAUUUCUGACUUUCUUAAUAUCGAUUUUUACGAAGUUAACAAUUUAGAGCAACAUGUAGAUAUUUUUUUCAAUCUUUUAAUAAGCGAAGGCAAUAAAUUGUCUAAAGUUCGUUUAUGCAGUUUUACAUUGACAAGUCUUUAUGAUCUUAUUACAGAAGUAAGCGAUUUAUAA